This is a messenger RNA of Tremella mesenterica DSM 1558, 1746 nucleotides long. RefSeq lists its product as uncharacterized. The transcript has 7 exons. The record is from RefSeq and is a predicted model, not a curated record. NCBI's taxonomy places the organism in Eukaryota, Fungi, Basidiomycota, Tremellomycetes, Tremellales, Tremellaceae. Bases 1 to 1746 code for a protein of 581 amino acids. Gene Ontology annotation, molecular function: iron ion binding; monooxygenase activity; oxidoreductase activity, acting on paired donors, with incorporation or reduction of molecular oxygen.
AUGGAUAUGAAACAUCUCCGGUCUAUCGGGUCAGAGAUCUGGGCCAAGAUCGGACAACAUGAUUGGACCAAAGAGGACGCAUGGAUGACAGUAGGAAUAGGUUUUGGAACUUAUAUCUUCAUUUGGUUCUUCAGAUAUCUUAAAGUUCACUAUCGAGUGAGAGGAUUGAAAAAGAUUAAUUCGGCGAUAGAGGUUUUCGAAGCUGGUCAUCGAUGGAAUUUACCUCAUAUACCUUUUCUACUCCCUGCAAAGGAUUUCACUUUGAAAGAACCUUGGAAAAUGCAAAAAAGACGGAGACAUUCCAGCUCACAAGAAGAAUACGAACAUGCCAAAUCAGACCUCAUAGCCUACACUCAAGCAACAACCCCAGGUUACGCAGUUUACUCCACUUCUAACCCUCAAGUAGCUCAGAAGAUUUCCACAAAUGUUCUCACUUUCGGUAAACCCAUCCACGUGUUUCGUUAUCGAGCCAUCAACAUUUUUGGACUACAACUUACUUCCACGCAGAGCGGACCAGAACAUCGCAGACAUCGGAAUGUGGUAAAAGGUUGCUUUGGGGAGGAAGUCAUGAUGACCGCAUGGGACAAAGCUGUGGAAUGUCUGGGUGAUAUGUAUGUCGCUGAAGGACUUGAAGAUGGUGGUGUUUUAGACAAUGUCAGAUUGGCCAUGUAUAAGCUCACAUUACUCAUCAUUGGUGCAGCUGGAUUCGGCGUAAAGUUCCCAUGGAAAGUCCCCGAAACUCAUGGUGAAAUCCUACCAUUCUACGAAGCUUUACAUCUCGUAGAGGUCAACAUCACCGCCGAACUCUUGGUCCCUCUUUGGUUAUUGGAAAACUUCCCACUCUCCUCCGUCCGUCGACUCGGAAAAGCACAACGAUCUUUGGUCCAUCAUUUUAAAAAUAUGAUCGAAACCCGCCGAGCUGUUCUCAAAGCCGAACAGGAAGGUUUGAACCCAGGAGAGAAGAUCAAACCUCCUUCAGAUCUCUUAGGAGCUAUCGUUGCGAGUCAAAUGAGUGUAGAAGCCGAGGAGAAAUUAAGAGGGGGAAGUAGACAAGUUGGUUUGACGGCGGAAGAACAAGUUGCCACUGUUUGGAUUUUCAUCCUUGCUGGUCAUGAAACUUCUGGGAACAUGUUGGCUUUCACUUUGGGUUAUCUUUCUGUCUAUCCUGAAUGGCAAGAAAAGAUUUUCAAGGAAAUUGAAGAAGCUUGUCAUGGUGCUUAUCCGACAUAUCGAGAAGUCAACAACAUGCCAUCCAUCCUAGCAUGUGUAUUCGAAUCCCUUCGACUUAGAGACUUAGCUAUGACUCUCCCUAAACUAGCAAUGGAAGACACUUCCAUUCCUUAUACAACAUGGGAUGAUCACGGUAAUACAACCCAUCAUAUACAUCCUAUCAAAAAAGGUGAUCAUAUAGUCAUUGAUGGACCAGCUGUAGGACAUAAUCCUUUUUUCUGGCGUGAUACUCAAACUUGGGAUCCGACCAGAUGGUUUGGAGGAGAAGGAGUGAUCAAUAAGAAUUUAUCGAUUUCUUUCUCAGCGGGACAGAGACAAUGUAUAGGUAAAAGAUUCGCAGAAGUUGAAAUGACGGCUGUUUUGGCUAGUAUAGUCAAGAAGUUUAGGUUUGAACCUAUUAGGAAUAAAGAUGAAACGGAUGAAGAGUUGAAGUUGAGGAUGACGGAUGGUUAUGAGGUUUUGACUUUGACUCCGAAUAAUUUCUCCAUCAGGUUUAUCAAACGUGAAGGAGUUUAA